Hyaloscypha bicolor E is the source of this 2080-nucleotide messenger RNA. Its product is annotated as pyruvate decarboxylase. The transcript has a single exon. Gene Ontology annotation, molecular function: carboxy-lyase activity; thiamine pyrophosphate binding; magnesium ion binding. The coding region runs from base 156 to 1928 and encodes 590 amino acids. NCBI's taxonomy places the organism in Eukaryota, Fungi, Ascomycota, Leotiomycetes, Helotiales, Hyaloscyphaceae. The record is from RefSeq and is a predicted model, not a curated record.
CCCGAAUCCAAGUACCUUCGCUGCACCUAUCAGGAGACAUUCGAUCAAUCACGAAAAUAUCAUGAGGCGCACGAACGACGCACGUUAGCAGUGAGCUGCUAUAUUUAAAGGACUUCGAUCCCUCCGGUCUCAUACGAGUAAAGCAAACGCUAGUAAUGCUUCCAUACAGAUCAAAUUCUACCAGCUCAAAACAAACAUUCAUGGGCGAAUAUAUGGCCUCUUCAACUUUCACCGUCGGCGACUACCUCGCUGAGAGGCUCGUGCAGAUCGGUAUCCGGCAUCAUUUCGUCGUCCCCGGCGAUUAUAACCUCAUUCUCCUCGACAAGCUCGGGGGAAAACUCGACCUCUUUGGAAAGCCUGCCCUCACCGAAGUCGGAUGUGCCAACGAACUCAACUGCUCGAUGGCCGCUGAAGGCUACGCCCGUGCCAAUGGCGCUGCAGCAUGCGUCGUGACCUACAGCGUUGGUGCACUCUCAGCAUUCAACGGCACCGGAUCUGCAUACGCAGAAAACCUCCCUCUCAUCCUAAUCAGCGGGUCUCCUAACACCAACGAUGCGGGACAGUUCCAUCUGCUACACCACACGCUCGGGACCAGCGAUUUCACGUACCAGCUGGAAAUGGCCAAGAAAAUCACUUGUUGCGCGGUAGCAAUAGACAGAGCCUCUGACGCACCGCGCCUGAUCGAUCGAGCGCUCCACGCCGCGCUCCAGGCGAAGAAACCAGCCUAUAUUGAGAUCCCGACGAACUUGGCAGGAGCGCCAUGUAUGCGCCCCGGCCCCAUCAGCGCGGUUCUCGAGCCUGUGUCCAGCAAUGCCGCCGUGCUCGCAGCGACGAUUGGUGAGGCAGCAGCCUACUUACAUGGCAAGCAGAAGAUUGCCAUUUUGGUCGGUCCUAAGCUGCGUAGAGCAGGUCCCGAGGCGGAGGAAGCAUUGCUGAAGCUUGCUGAAGCAAUGGGUUGUACAGUUGCUGUACAACCCGCUGCCAAGGGCAUGUUCCCGGAGGAUCAUCCGCAGUACACUGGCGUAUUUUGGGGCCAGGUCAGCACCCUCGCUGCAGAUUCAAUCAUUAAUUGGGCGGAUGCUAUUCUCUGUGUCGGCACCGUCUUCACGGACUACAGCACUGUCGGUUGGACUGCUAUGCCAAGUGUACCUCUCAUGGUCGCCCAGAUGGACCAUGUCACCUUUCCCGGAUCUACCUUUGGACGCGUACGGCUCUGCGACUUCCUGGGCGGCUUGGCAAACCAGGUAGACCGGAAUACUGCCACGAUGGUCGAGUACCAUCGUCUUCGCCCCGAUCCAGUCCUCAUCCAUGUAGCCGGUGAGAACGACGCCCUUAGCCGGAAAGAAAUCCAGAGGCAAGUUCAGCCGAUGUUGGACGCAGACACCACGCUGUUUGUGGAGACCGGAGACUCUUGGUUCAACGGCAUCCAGAUGAAGCUGCCCAAGGGGGCCGACUUCGAGAUCGAAAUGCAAUGGGGCCACAUCGGGUGGUCGAUCCCGGCGUCCUUCGGCUAUGCUCUCUCAAAACCGGAGCGGAAAGUCAUUACCAUGGUCGGUGACGGAUCGUUCCAGGUCACCGCGCAGGAAGUCAGCCAGAUGGUGAGAUGGAAAUUGCCGAUUAUCAUCUUCCUUAUCAACAACAAAGGUUACACGAUUGAGGUUGAGAUCCAUGAUGGACUGUACAACCGCAUCAAGAAUUGGGACUACGCAGCAUUGGUACAGGCUUUCAAUUCUACGGAUGGAAAUGCGGCGAGUUGUCGGGUGGAGACGGGAGGCGAGUUGGCGAGUGCGAUUGAGAUGGCCAAGGGUCAUAAGGAUGGGCCGACGUUGAUUGAGUGUGUGAUUCACCAGGAUGAUUGUAGUCGGGAGUUGAUCACUUGGGGGCAUUACGUUGCAGCGGCUAAUGCAAGACCGCCGGUGCAGAUGUGAUGAGUUGGGAUGUUUGGAAGAGUCACUAUCAUCUAAUGUAAUCAUUUCUCUAGAAUCUUGCCGAGUUCUCUGUCCAUAAGUAGAAGUAAGGGUUUGAUUAUGUAGCACUCAGAUCCGCAAUCGGCGUCCCGAUCUCCUGAAGCUGACUUAAC